GUUUGUAAAUGUCAAAUAAGUGCUGGGCGUUGUCAAAAUAUUUCUGAUUGUUGAAUACGUUUGUUUACUAAAUUGUGUCAGGAUAAUAAUUUUUCAACAAAUAACCAAUAUUUAUUUAAUCGAAAUGCUACACAAAUCAGUAAUCGCUUCUAUAAUCAUUGUCAUGUUAGCUAUACGAGAUGCUUCGGCAAUUUGGUGUUAUCGUUGCACAUCGGCUACGCCUGGAUGUGGUGAAAAGUUUAAUUGGCGUGGAAUCGGCUUUCUUGGUGAGCAAUGUCCCGAAAGUAAUGAUAUUUGCGUCAAAGUGAUUGAGAGGCGUGGUGCACAAGAGACUAUAACCCGUGAUUGUUUGAGUGCUUUAAGCUUCCGGACAGACGUUCCAGCAGAUAAAUAUGAAGGCUGCAGACCUGCCGCGAAAGAUGUACGCUUGGCAAAUUACGUUAAUCAUACUAUUAAAGAGCACGAUGUAAAGCGAGAUUAUUUUAAUGAUGUUACAUUUUGUUUCUGCUUUCUUGAUCACCGUUGUAAUGGUGCUAAAGCAAAUGUGAAUUCCAUAGCAUUACUAGGAUUUGUUAGUAUAGCAUUGAUAUUCGCAAAAAAGUUGUUGGCUGAUAUAUGUGCAUGAGUUUAGAGACAUCUUUGUCUACGCCACAAAUUUGAUUACCCUCCACUUUUAAUACCGUUAGUGCCUUUAAUAGUAAUAUUUUAUAUUAGGAAUAUAUAGUUUUGGCGAACAAAAAUGUAUACAUAUGACAAGCAAUUUUUUUGCUCACUGCAUU
This is a messenger RNA of Ceratitis capitata (Mediterranean fruit fly), 779 nucleotides long. RefSeq lists its product as uncharacterized. Gene Ontology annotation, biological process: regulation of synaptic transmission, cholinergic; positive regulation of voltage-gated potassium channel activity; sleep. The transcript has 3 exons. The record is from RefSeq and is a predicted model, not a curated record. The coding region runs from base 125 to 625 and encodes 166 amino acids. NCBI's taxonomy places the organism in Eukaryota, Metazoa, Arthropoda, Insecta, Diptera, Tephritidae.